AUGAGCUCUCCUACAGAUACAUUCUCCCGCGAGGAGGUCCGCUCCCAUACAACCGACGAGUCUCUCUGGUGCAUCAUCGAUAGCACGGUCUACGAUCUCACAGACUUUGUCGACGCUCAUCCCGGUGGUGAGACUGUCCUCAAACAAGUCGCCGGUCAAGAUGCCACGACCGCUUUCUACAAUCUCCACCGACAUGAACUUCUCACAAAGUACAAGGACCUCGCCGUUGGCACCAUCGAGGGCGAGAAACCCCAAGUUAUCACCCCACAGCCUGGUGACCUCAGCAGGGUCCCCUACGCCGAGCCUCUAUGGCUUGCCGAGCCCUUCCGCUCACCCUACUACAAGGACAGCCACAGGCGGCUGCAGCGCAAGCUCCGAGAAUUCGUCGAUAGUGAGCUCUACGCGGAGGCGCAAGAGUGCGAGGCGACUGGACGAUACAUUAGCCAGAAGAUGAUUGAUCGCAUGAGCGAGCUGGGCAUCUUACACAUGCGUAUCGGGCCUGGAAAGCACCUCCACGGUGUUGAUCUCAUGGGAGGCGCCGUCAAGGGUGAGGAGUUCGACUACUUCCACGACUUGAUCGUGGCACAGGAGCUUGCGCGAGCUAUGGCUCGAGGUUUCGCUGAUGGAAACAUGGCGGGCAUGACUAUUGGACUGACGGCGGUUCUCAACUUCGCCCGCAACGAGGCAUGGAAGAACAAGAUUGCCAACGAGGUCUUCAGCGGCAAGAAGAAGAUCUGUCUCGCCAUCACCGAGGCCUUUGCUGGUUCAGAUGUCGCUGGAUUGCGCACAACUGCCGAGAAGACACCUGAUGGCAAGCACUAUAUCAUCAACGGUACCAAGAAGUGGAUCACCAACGGUGUAUGGUGCGAUUACUUCGUUACAGGUGCCCGAACCGACAAGGGCUUGAGUGUCUUCCUUAUCGAGCGUGGCGAGGGUGUUGAGACCAAGCAGAUCAAGACCUCUUACUCUACAACAGCUGGUACAGCUUUCGUGACAUUCGACAACGUCAAGGUCCCCGCCGAGAACAUGCUGGGCAAGGAGAACAAGGGUAUCCAGGUCAUUCUGAGCAACUUCAACCACGAGCGAUGGUACAUGGUUUGCGGAAGUCUUCGUUUGUCACGAUCCAUCAUUGAGGAGUGUCUCAAGUGGAGUAAUCAACGUCAAGUGUUCGGCAAGUCGCUCAUUGAUCAGCCCGUCAUCCGCCAGAAACUCGCAAAGAUGAUCGCGCUCAUCGAAGCCAACCAGUCAUGGCUCGAAACCGUCACCUACCAAAUGUGCCACAUGCCCUACUCACAACAAGCACAGCAUCUUGCCGGCCCUAUUGGUCUGCUCAAGAUGAGCGCCACUCGUGCUGCCCACGAAGUUGCCGACGAGUCAGUGCAGAUCUGGGGUGGUCGUGGUAUUACCCAGACUGGUAUGGGCAAGUUUAUCGAGAUGUUCCACCGAACAUACAAGUUCGAUGCCAUUCUCGGCGGUGCCGAGGAAGUGUUGGCAGAUCUCGGUGUGAGACAGGCCAUGAGGAACUUCCCCAAGGCUAUGUUGUAA
Molecule: messenger RNA, 1545 nt
Organism: Fusarium mangiferae
Lineage: Eukaryota; Fungi; Ascomycota; Sordariomycetes; Hypocreales; Nectriaceae
Exons: 4
Coding region: 1-1545 (514 amino acids)
Molecular function (GO): acyl-CoA dehydrogenase activity; flavin adenine dinucleotide binding; heme binding
Source: RefSeq, a predicted model, not a curated record